Molecule: messenger RNA, 464 nt
Organism: Drosophila elegans
Lineage: Eukaryota; Metazoa; Arthropoda; Insecta; Diptera; Drosophilidae
Product: cuticle protein 16.5
Exons: 2
Coding region: 86-379 (97 amino acids)
Source: RefSeq, a predicted model, not a curated record
GCUUCGACUUGAGAACAGCAUCAGUCAACGCACUUCCAAUUCUUGAGAACGUUCGUCGAACACAAGCAAAAAAAAAACAAUCAAUAUGAAAUUCCUCAUCUGCUUGGCUCUCUUCAUCGCCGCCGCCCAGGCUCAUGUUGUGGCCCCCGCUGUCGCCACCUAUGCCGCUGCUCCGGCCCUGACUUACGCCGCAGCCGCUCCUGUGGCCACCUAUUCCGCCGCCAUCCCCCGCGCCUACUCCGCCUACGCCGCUCCAUCCGUUUACGCCGCCCCCUCCGUCUACUCCGCCCCCUCCGUCUACUCCUCCUACGUGGCCUCGCCCUCCGUGUACUCCGCCUACGCCGCCCCCGCCGUCGUCUCCACUCUGCUCAAGAAGUAAAGUGUGCCGAUCGAUCACAUAAUUCCCGUACGUCCCUAGUUUUGUAAACGAUUUUCCAUGAAAUAAAGCUGUGAAUUUUCAAAAA